This is a messenger RNA of Salarias fasciatus (jewelled blenny), 1626 nucleotides long. It is a transcript of the gene ccs, whose product is annotated as copper chaperone for superoxide dismutase. The coding region runs from base 16 to 939 and encodes 307 amino acids. NCBI's taxonomy places the organism in Eukaryota, Metazoa, Chordata, Actinopteri, Blenniiformes, Blenniidae. The record is from RefSeq and is a predicted model, not a curated record. Gene Ontology annotation, molecular function: copper ion binding. Gene Ontology annotation, biological process: superoxide metabolic process. The transcript is spliced from 8 exons.
UCCGACCUCACAAAGAUGGCGGCGCCCGGUACAAAGUGCAGCGGGCUCGUUUCCGCUUGCAGAAAAGUGGGAAGUUUUCUCUUUAAUUCGGCGUUUAUCGCUAAGGACAUGGCGUGGAUCAACAAAAUGGACUCGGAGAGACCCACCAAGCUGGAGUUCGCGGUGCAGAUGACAUGUGAGAGCUGUGCGCAGAAGGUUCGAGCUGCUUUAGAAGGAAAACCAGGAGUGAAGUCGAUCAGUAUCGACAUCAGUAAGGAGGCGGUGCUGGUGGAAUCGUCCCUGACCAGCGCAGAGAUUCAGGCCCUGAUAGAGAGCACCGGGCGCAGGGCCGUGCUGAAAGGCAUUGGGGGAUCGGAGCAAGAUCUGGGGGCGGCGGUGGCCAUGUUGGACGGCGGGGGCUCCAUCCAGGGCGUGGUGCGUUUCCUGCAGCUCUCCGAGGAGCGCUGUCUGAUCGACGGGACCAUCGAUGGGCUGGAGCCCGGAGCCCACGGCCUGCACGUGCACACGCUGGGGGACCUCACACAGGACUGCCUCAGUGUUGGAGAGCACUUUAACCCCUUCGGGAAGCCACACGGUGGUCCAGGAGACUCCGACAGGCACGCCGGCGAUCUGGGAAAUAUCGUCGCCGGACCAGACGGCAGAGCCUCGUUCAGGCUAGAGGACACCCAGCUGAAGGUGUGGGACGUGAUUGGUCGAUCUCUGGUGGUGGACGCGGGGGAGGACGACCUGGGCCGAGGCGGCCACCCUCUGUCCAGACAGACCGGGAACUCCGGCCAGAGACUGGCCUGUGGGAUCAUUGCCCGCUCCGCCGGCCUCUUCCAAAACCCCAAGCAGAUCUGCGCCUGCGACGGCGUCACGCUCUGGGAGGAGCGAGACCGACCCAUCGCCGGGAAGGGUCGCAGCAAGGCCGCCACCGAGACGCCGUCCGCAAACCUCUGAGCCGGCUGGAGCGUGGAGGAGGACGGAGAUUCUCCCGGAACAGUUCUCUUUGUGUUGCACACGGGGUUUUCUCAUGCACUGACGCAGGUCUGGACGUUUGGAAAGCGGCGUCUGAUCAGGGAGAAGUUGGUUAUUUGUUUCUCACACUUGCACUGGCUGGAACGGAUGUACGUGUCUGAACUGCGGGGGACAAAAUAGACGUUACGAUCGUCAAUAAAUGCACUCGUCUUGAGAAAUAAUUCCACAAUGAAGCGUUUUCAAAAGCUGAUGCCUGCAUUUGUUUUCACUAUUUCAACCCACCGAUAAGCUUGGGGCAGAUUCUGUAAAGACAUCUGAAGUCAGACGUCGCUUCAGCUCUUCACUGAGUCUCUUUAGCUGUCUUCUCUCAUUUUAACAGAUUUAUUUAUUGGUUUUUAAAGCUUGAAUAUGUGUCAGACCAGAUUCAAAGAGGAAUGUAGAGAUACAGUGAAGUAGCGUUCUGUUUUUAUCUCCUUCAGCUUGGAGCAGACUGACUGACCCUCGCUGUUUGCUGAGUUUAUGUUGUUCUCUGUUCAUAAGGCACUUGGUUUUUUUCCUUUAACUUAGCAAAGAUGUCAUAUUAAGCCAUUGAUGUGAAAAAGAAAUGGUGUAAAUAAAGUGUAUAAAUAACCUAAAUCAAACUUAUUUUAAAUUAAAAUGAAAAGUCAU